Messenger RNA from Scatophagus argus, 6432 nucleotides. RefSeq names its product mediator complex subunit 1 (gene med1). Gene Ontology annotation, molecular function: transcription coregulator activity; nuclear thyroid hormone receptor binding; nuclear retinoic acid receptor binding. Lineage: Eukaryota; Metazoa; Chordata; Actinopteri; Scatophagidae. Gene Ontology annotation, biological process: cellular response to thyroid hormone stimulus; regulation of transcription by RNA polymerase II. Gene Ontology annotation, cellular component: mediator complex. The coding region runs from base 221 to 5719 and encodes 1832 amino acids. The record is from RefSeq and is a predicted model, not a curated record. The transcript is spliced from 16 exons.
CCGGUUAAAUUAGUUACAUAGCUAAAAGAUCUACUAAAAUAUUGACAAAAAAAAACUUAAUCUACUACCUAUGAACACAAGGACAGUGUGAAAUUGAAACAAAUUACUACCUAGAAAAGCGUUAUCACCUUUUACUCGCCAGAGUAUGGUGCGGUACGGAAGCCCGGAUGGAGAAGCAGGCAGGCCGAAGCGGGCAAACUGAAACAGCAGCCGGGGGACAAUGGCGGCGGGGCCUGGUGUUUCUAUGCAGAGCGGUAGCCCUGCAAGAGAAGUUUCUCUGUCUGUCCAGCAAGCAGGAAAUCAGACUCAUGGAGAUCGGAUCAAACCAGAAGAGACAACAGAGGCAGAGAAGCAGAAUCGCAUGGCUGCAUUGCUGGAGAGGCUUCAUGGCAAACACAAUGCUGCAAGGCCGUGGCAGGAGACCUGUAAAGUUGUGCGCCAGGCAAUGGAGAAACGUGGUGUUAUGAAUGCCGCGGGUCACCAGCUCCUGCUCACCUGCUUGGAAACUUUACAGAGAGCGAUGAAAGUCUCAUCUUUGCCCUCUAUGACAGAUCGUUUAGAAUCCAUUGCUCGGCAAAACAUGCUGGGCUCUCAUCUCAGCCCAUCGGGGACAGAGUGUUACAUCACAUCAGACAUGUUUUAUGUGGAGGUGCAGCUGGACACCAGUGGCCAGCUUGUGGAUGUCAAAGUGGCUCAUCAGGGAGAAAACCCCACGAGUUGUCCUGAGCUGAUUCAGCAUCUAAGGGAGAAGAACUUUGAAGAGUUUUCUAAACAUCUGAAGGGACUGGUCGAACUAUACAAGCUCCCUGGGGACAAUAAGCUGAAAACCAAGAUGUAUAUAGCACUACAGUCUUUGGAGCUUGAUCUCACCAAGAUGAUGCAUAUGUUUAGGUUGGCAACCAAUGCUAAUACAGUGGAGACUAUUCUUCACGGCAGUGUGGGCUUGUUGACAGCUAGGAGUGGUGGCCAUCUUGUUUCUCUUCAGUGUUAUGUGUCCCCAUAUGACAUAUUUGAGGAGGGGUCAGGGACACAGCUCAACUUAACAGACAGCAAUGUUCCACGCUCACUUGGUGUCAGUGUUUCUGUGACAAUCGAAGGAACUUCUGCCGUCUACAAGCUCCCAAUUGCCCCUCUCAUCACUGGAUCCCACCCAGUGGACAACAAGGGGACUCCUUCCUUUUCCACUGUGACCAACUCCAACUGUGUAGACCUGCCAGCUUGUUUUUUCCUCAAGAUGAACCGCCCCAUGCCUUUCUCACUGUCCUUUAUUCAGAGGAUGGGCAAUGCUACUUCUAUCCCAGUGUUUGAGAGCCUCCCCAGCCUCUCACCUCUCUAUCAGUUGAUUGUCCAGAGCCAGCUCCAACUCCAGGAGGAGGGCAGCUCCACACCACCACCCUCGCACAACAUGCACUUCUAUUCUGUGUUGCCAGAUCAGGUGCACUGCUACUUCCUGAAUGGUGAUGCCCCAGUGCAAGAUGGUUGUUCUCUACAAGGAGCACUGGUGUCCAAGAUCCCUUUUCGCCACCCAGCACAAGUGCCCCUAUUGUUGGAUAUCAUCCGGCACCAGGCAGCCUAUAACACCUUGAUUGGCAGCUGUGUGAAACGAACUUCUAUCAAGGAAGACAGUGCAGGCCUGCUGCAGUUUGAAGUAUGUCCUCUCACUGACUCGAGCUUCAGCGUCUCUUUUCAGCAUCCAGUCAAUGAGUCAUUAGUCUGUGUUGUCAUGGAAGUGAUUGACUCCAGACAGGUAUCCUGCAGGCUGUAUAAAGGACUGUCUGAUGCUCUGAUCUGCACUGAUGAAUUCAUCACAAAAGUGGUCCAGAGAUGCAUGUCCAUCCCUGUAACCAUGCGGGCUAUUCGAAGGAAAGCAGAGACCAUUCAGGCAGACACUCCAGCCCUCUUACUAAUCGCACAGACAGUGGAGAUCAUGGUGAAGAAUAACCUACCACCCUCUGGUAGUCCCACGUACAACAUGGCAGCAGGCGAUGGAACUAAUCCAAUGGGACUGCCUGGGCUCACGGGGGGCAACACACCUACUGGAGGAGGACCUCCUGGGGGAUCUAAUUUUCCAGGUCCAAUUACUUCUCUUUUUGGGAUUUCCCGAACAGAGAGGCAAGCCCAAGGAGGAGACUGCCCAAACCAAGGAGGGGUGGCUGGUCAGCAGCAGUUGCAGCAACAACACCAGCAACAACAGUCAAGUCAAGGCCAUUCAGAUGAUUACAACAAAGUCACCCAGAAUCCAAUACUGACAAGUCUGUUACAGAUAACUGGAAGUGUUGGUUCUAGUCCCAGCUCCCAGAAUGCACCUCCACCUCACCAAACCCCACCCCCAACAUCCUCCCCUGCCAGCAACACCAAGAAUCAUCCUAUGUUGAUGAACUUGUUGAAAGACAACCCCACACAAGAUUUUGCCACAUUGUACGGUUCUAGUCCAUUAGAGAGGCAAAAUUCUUCAUCUGGCUCUCCACGGACAGAGGCCAUAGGUGGAACCUGCCCUGGAAGUAACACGAAAGGGAAGAAGAAGCGCCCUCGGGGGUCCGAAAAGGGUGGCAUGUUACCCAGUGCUGCUGCAGCCGGUGGAGGCAUGAAAUCACAGCAGGCUUCUUCGAUGUCGCAGCAUCACCAGCACCAUCCAGUCUCACACGAGGAUGACUUCCACCGUGAGCUCCUCUCUAUGGAUGUGGAUGCAUCUCAAAAUUCUAUCUUUGAUGUUAACCUGACUGGUGAUGGCUUAGACACACCCCAUAGUAUCACUCCAGCACCUAGCCAAUGCGGAACACCACCUUCUGGUCCCAGCAUGCCUUAUUCACAGUCUCAUGUCCAGUCUCAGCAACAGCAGCCAUCAGGUACUGUACCACCUCGAAUGGUCCGCCUGUCCAGCUCUGAUAGUAUUGGUCCUGAUAUCACAGAAAUCUUGCAAGAUUUGCCUGAGCAGACUGGCAAAGGCAGCUGUGGAAGCCAUGGACAGCACCCCAUGGGCAGUGGUGGGGAGGAUGGAGGCCCCCUAGGCACCCCCAUCCGUGACUCCUCUAGCUCAGGUCAAGGUAGUGCAGUAUAUUUAGAUAUUUUCAAUACCAACAGCAACGAGAAUCCUUUUACUGAUGCUGCUGACCUGAUUGCUGAGGCAACUGCAACUGCUGCCACUCCCACCAGUGAUUCUUCUUCCACCAAUUUUUUCCCUGAUGCUGCUGACUUCAACCCUGACCUACUGCCCUCAGGCCAUGGCUUCUCUCAGAACUACUUUGAUGACAGCUCUCCAAGUGCUGAUGGAGACAUGGACCUGGUCAAGGGUUUUGGGGGAAGUAGCCAGCAGAAUACCCCAUCAGGAACACCUCAGAAUCCCACUCCACACGGACAGAGCACCCCUGAGCCCUCACUGAAGGACCCUUUUGAUAUGGGGAUUUUUGGAGGCAACAGUGGUGGUGGUAAACCGCUUCUGGGACAAGCUCCUGAUAUGGGAGAGACACAUGGUGGAGGGUCUCAGAGCCCCCUUAUAAUGGGCCUCGGAGCAACAUGUGGUGACUUCAAAAGUGCAGAACCUAAAAUGAAACAGCAACAGGGACUCAUGCGGCCAAAGGAUGAGAAUGGGGGUAGUGGAGGGAGCAAUUCUGGGAUAGGGAUGGGAAGCAGUUCAACAGAGGGCAAACAAGUCAAACGUAGUAGGACCCCAUCCAGUGAGGGAAAGUCUAAAGAAAAGCCUCCCAAACGCAAAAAGCUCGACCCUGAUGGGAAAUCUCCCUCACACAGCUCAGGAGGACGACCAUAUACGCCUCCUAGUGGUGGUUCAGGCUCUGGAGGAAGCAUGAGUGGAGGAGGCUCCAAGUCUCCUGGUAGUUCGGGACGCUCACAAACUCCUCCUGGUGGUGCCACACCUCCAAUUCCCAAAAUCACUAUUCAGAUUGCAAAAGGGACCAUAACUGGGGGGAAAACGUCAUCCCACAGUGGAUAUACCUCGAGCAGCUCAGCCACAAGCAGCACAGGAGGAGCAGGAGGAACCAGCAGCAGCAAAAGCCAUCACUCUCACUCAUCUUCCUCUGGGAAGAUCAAGUCCAAGGAAGGUUCCACUACACAAGGCAACAGCUCCAAGCCAGGGAGUGCGGGAAUAGGGGUUGGAGGUGGGCCAUCCCAGUCCAAAGGCUCCUCCCAAGGUAUGGGAGUUGGUAAACCAGGAUCCUCCCCAAUUACUAAACAUGGUCUUUCAGGGCCUGGAGGUAGUGGGGGUUCAAUUGGAAGUGGUAAUAAAACAAAGCCUCAGGGAGGUAAGCCUUCUGGGUCUCUUAUGAAUCCCAACAUCAAACCCAAUAUUUCCCCUUCUCACUCCCGCUCCAGUAGCUCUGGUGACAAAUUGUCCUCCCCUAUGAAAAUGCAGCAGUCCCAGGUUCCAGGAACACCUCCCUCUUCUAAGGCUAAGUCGCCAAUUGGCUCAGGAGGUGGCAGCUCUGGAGGGUCCAAGUCUUCUUCUGGUGGAGGCAUGAGCUCCCAGAAACCAAUGGGUGGGAGCUCCUCUUCUGGUUCCACAUCUUCCUCAUCAUCAUCAUCCAGCUCCUCCUCAUCCUCUGGCUCCAUGACCUUCUCCGGAGGCUCCCAGUCUCAGUAUGGAAGUGGUGGAGGUGGAGGGGGUGGAGGGGCAGGAGGAGGAAGUGGAAGUGGAAGUGGAGGCAGUAGUGGAGGGGGAGGAGGUGGAGGAAGUGGGAGUGGUGGAGGGGCUGGUCAGAACAAUGCAAAUAACCCCAACGCCAAAGGAAAGUCUCCCAGUCGAAACAAGAAACCCUCUCUUACAGCAGUCAUAGACAAACUUAAGAGUGUAGGUGGAGGAGGGGUGGGGGAGGAUGGCUGUGAGGUAGGGCCACCGGUAGGUGGAACUGGUCCAGGAUCUGCUCCUGGUGGUGGUGGCCCUGGAAACCUUCCCAGUAGUACAUCAUCAAACAUGGUUGCUUCCAAGCAUACCUCAUCCUCCCAAAGUGGGGAGUAUAAGCGGGAAAAAUCUGAUAAAGAGGCAAAAGCAAAAGUGUCUGUUUCAGGGGGGAACAGUGGGGAUAAAAAGUUAAUGGACCCAAAAACAGGAGGGGUGGGAACAACAGGUCUGGCCAAAAUUAUCAUUAGCAAACCUGAUGGUGGUUCACCAAGCAUCAAGGCCAAAGUGACUCUUCAGAAAGCUGGGGAAGGAUCCGGUGACCCUAUGCGUCCCCAAAUUUCUAGUCUCAAAGCCUCCCCCCUCUUCAGUGGCUCCACUCCCAAACAUGACCGCUCCUCCCCCAGCCACAGCCGCUCACCAGGAUACACCCCACUCAACCAUGACAGUGAGAGUGAGUCAGGGAGCAGCUCGGUGGCCGAAAAGUCCCACCAGAACAGCCCCAGCUCAGACGACGACCAGUCCAUUCGACCGCUCCCCCCUCAGGACUACAUGAGCUCCAUUCCCCUCAGUUCAGGGGAGAAGCACAAAAAACACAAGAAGGAGAAGAAGAAACAGAAAGAGAGGGAACGGGAGAGGGACAGAGACCGAGAACGGGACAGGGACAAAGAAAAAAAGAAGUCAUCAAUGUCCAUGGGACCAUCCUCGCAUCCAAUAAAAGCAGACAGUUGGUCCCGGUCACCCAUCUCAGCUUCAGAUUCUUCUUUGUCCAUGCUGAGUUCAGAACGUCCAUCUCGGCCCAGUCCAAUGUAUAUGAGAAAUGAAGAUGAUGACCUUAUGGACUCAGCCCUGACUGGCAACCUUUAAGUUUAUUUAGAAAGCCUCUUUACUCCCCCUCCAUGCUUUUUAACACAUGCCUUUUAACAUACAGAUUAAACUUCUAUUUAUUUAACUCAAGCCAAGAAUUGGAACUGGAUGCAAAACUAUUGUGGUUCUCUGUCCUGUUAAAGCUGUUUUUUAAUGUCAUAUUUUACUUUCUAUCAGCAUUUAAUAUUUGGGGAUAGAGAUGCCAGUUUUAUAUGAAAGUGGUUGCUUCGCUGUCAUCCAUGUCCACUGAAUACCAACUUCCUUAAGAUGCAUUAAGGAACUGGCUUUAUACAGUAUAUUUUCAGAAAAAUGAACGUUAUUUUGUUUUUCCCUGUGAUUGUCUUUACUGUCAGUAAAUGCGAUUUAAUGUUAUUUUCACACAUCUGCUGAUGUACAUGUGUAACAAAACAUACCAGAUUGCCACUAUACUGUAUGUUAUCAAAAUAAGUAUGACAGUUGUUUAAAAAAAAAAACUCAACAAACAAAGUAUUGUAAAGCAGGAAGAGUACAGUGUUCAGUUUACUUGUUUUCCAAAUGUAACUGGGAGUUUUUAGAUUUUGAUACAUUUUAAACUGUUGAUGUGUAAAUUAGUGUUGGUAAAGAAGCAACUGAUGAUCUGAUGAGGGUGAUUAUAAUGGAGGGAAUGUGACGUACUGGUUCAUUUUUGACUGUAGAAGUUUUGGAAGCUCGGAAUAAACAUUUCACUUCCGGAA